AUGAGCUCUACGACGGCCUACGCCUUCGACGACCGAGACCUAGACAAUGCGGCUUUAUGGGCAAUCAUUGACUCCGCCGCCGCCGCUUCACUUUUCUCGGCCAAAACCUCCCCGAGACCUAACGCCAAACCUUUCACCCCCAUUGCCUUCCCCCUCAACUCUCCGCAACCGCAAUUCGACAGCCGAAGUCGAAAUAAUCGCCAUUGUCACAACAACAACCUCGACGGCGAGGUGGUACAGAAUCACCGCCCGCACAAAAUUCUGAGAACAACUAGCACGCCGCGUUCCACUCCUCAGCAGCUAAUGGUGGUGAAGCACGUGAAUCGCUCGCCGAUCACUCCUCCGGCGUACAAUGCCGACUCCACGGAGAUGAGAAAUCUCGCGGUGACGGAAUUUCAUAGUCCUAAUGCGUCGUCUCUGAGCUGUGACAAGCCGGAGCCCAGGCAUAGUUUGGCCGGUCAGUUUCCGACUGUUUCGCUGUUCAAGGAGUACCAAAAUGCUGCUAUGGCGAUACUGGAGAAAAGUGACUAUACCAUGAUAUCAGGAAAUACUUAUAUCAAGAAGUCAGGUUGGAGGAAGAUAUCUUUCUACUUCAAUCUCUCUUUUGAGAUUAAAGACAAGACCAUUGAGUUUGAUGACAACCGCAAUGUUCAGCGUGCUGAACUUGUUGUUCGUGCUUACAUGCAAGGUGGAAGAUUCUCAGACGGAUGGGGUUCCUGUGAACGACGCGAGAAGAAGUUCUCAAAACCAAAUCAUGAUAUUCCUAGCACAGCAGAAACAAGGGCCAAAAAUAGGGCAUGUCAGGACUUGCUUGGAAUUGGUGAGUACCGGCCAGGUGCCAGGCAUGCUUCGGGGUGAAAUAUAGUUCAGAAACUCAAAAUGCAUACAACUGAAAUUACCGAAGGUAAAGUUGAACCGAACUUACUUUUCCCUCUUAUAUGCAACUACACAUUGUUGUAUGUACUGAAGGUCAAGAGGUAAACCACUAUAUGGGAUUAAUCUGCUUAACUUCAGCAAGUUAACAAACAGAAAUUAAUACUGAUAUGUUAUCAUUCAUAAUCUGAAAGUGAUUAUGUAAUGUAGUUAAUGUAUCAGAAGCUUUUAGCAUACAGUAA
Molecule: messenger RNA, 1115 nt
Organism: Salvia splendens (bonfire salvia)
Lineage: Eukaryota; Viridiplantae; Streptophyta; Magnoliopsida; Lamiales; Lamiaceae
Exons: 5
Coding region: 1-858 (285 amino acids)
Source: RefSeq, a predicted model, not a curated record